Molecule: messenger RNA, 1458 nt
Organism: Exophiala dermatitidis NIH/UT8656
Lineage: Eukaryota; Fungi; Ascomycota; Eurotiomycetes; Chaetothyriales; Herpotrichiellaceae
Exons: 4
Coding region: 562-1152 (196 amino acids)
Source: RefSeq, a predicted model, not a curated record
GUUACAUCUCCCACGCAGAGCUCAGACUAACAUAAGGCAGAACUGGAUCGAUACAUUCUCGGCGGCGGAUAGGAUGCCUCAGUGUGUGCGAGUCCCCGCUCCACCAUCACGGGUCCAUGACACUUGUGUGUCCAUCUCGGACGUGUAUGCACAUUUUCAAGAGCGGUUGAAGAUUGCCCUCUGGAUGAUCCACUAGUGUUGGCUUUCUGCCCACGGCCAAUGCGUGCUGAAGAACUGGAGGAGAUCCCGAUCCUCAAAUCGAGCUCAAGUUGCUCUAGGUUUUCUUGCCAGGCUGCUCGAGGAUGGAGGACAGAGUCCGAGAGAAGGAAGGUAAAGAUGCCAAUUGUGCGCUUUGCUUCAUUUCUCACAUAUUCGCGGCCAACGCCCGAAGGGCCGCAGGUCAUGUCUAUCUUGCCCAACGAAAUGGACAGACGGCGAUGAGCCGGCCUCCUCGAUUUCCUGCUUCUGCCGUGCCGCAGAAGGAAAUCGGAACGCGCUGGCGAUUGCAGCUUUGCUUCAUUUCUCUCGUAUUCGAGGCCCACGCCCGAUGGGCGACAGUUCAUGUCCGUCCUGCCGGCAGACGUCGACGAGACAGUCACCAGCCGGCCACCCCGAAUCCCUCCCCCGCCCGUGCCCCUACCGACAUCAGCUCCCCCAUCUCCUAAAGUCCUCCCUCUUCCCGAUGGAGCGGUUGUGGCGGCAGUUGGCGAUAUGGAACCGGCUCCUCCCUCUCUUCCCAGCCUGCCCCCCUGUCCGAAGAGGAAGAAGCGGAAGAGAAACGAAGAGGAGGAGGAAGAAGAAGAGUCUUUUUGGGGGCAAGAGCCCUCAGAGCAGCCUGCUGAAAAGCAGACAGAGAUGAAACCCUCUAUAAAAACUAGCAAGAAGUUGGUCUCUCCGGCCAAGGAGGCUCAGUCCUCUAAAACUAGCACGGCAUUGCUGCCCGUGGUGAAUGAGGUGGAACCCUCACUAAAAACUACAAUCCGGCCGGAGAUUGUUGCCCAGUCUUCGGUUAAGGCCAAACUAGAGCGUAUUUAUGCGCUCGCAAAUGCACAAAAACGCCACAAAAGGUCUAAAACACCAAGAAACAAGAAACAAACAAAGAAACCUUGGAAAGAAGGGAUUGGGGGUGGGGAGGGUGGCGGGGAUUUGUGAAGGGAGAACAAGGAGAAAAAAAGUCAGUACAUGUGGGUUUACAGGUUGUUGCUCGAAAACUUGGCGCACAUUACACUGCUGAGCCAUAUCCCCUGGGGCUUGUAGCCAGUUCAGUACCUAAGUACUAUUGAGUAUCAAAAAUGAUUGGGCGGCCAUCAUGGAGGAGCACUUCUGGGUGGUGAUUGAGCAUGCUCACUGGCAAACAGCUACACCUGCGUGUGAGGGAGGGACCGAACGCUUAUUUCUCUUUGCUAAGCAGACACUAUCAGGAGUACCAGUCCAAUUAUUAUGAAUUUGUUGGCCAUA